AAUCUGUUCAGCCCUGUGUCUAGAACAGUUUCCAAGCCAAGCAGCUAGUCGACCCUUAGCCGUUCAGCUUUAUAUAGUGACCGAAAGGUAGACUCCAGGUAGAGAAGAAUGUGGUUGAGCUCCGACAUGCUAAACUCUCUGGUUUACUGGGAGAACCCCCGAGACUCCGGGAUCGCCUUUGGACCCGUCCUUGUCUGCCUGCUCGCUUGUAGAUACAUCUCUCUCAUCUCCGUCCUGGGAAACCUGGCCCUAGCCCUGGUCACUGCUACUGUCAGCUUCAGGAUCUACAAAUCCGUCCUGGCCGCCGUUAACAAAACUCAAGAAGGACAUCCUUUCAGGCAAUAUUUGGAGUGUGAUGUAACCCUUCCUUCUGAUAAGAUUUCUCAGCUCGUAGAUUCUCUCCUUGCCAGGUUUAACAACUACAUGACCAAGCUGAAGACCAUUAUCCUUGUUGAAGAUAUUAUUGAGUCCGUUAAGUUUGCUGUUGCUAUGUAUCUGUUGACCUAUGUUGGAGGUAUGUUGAACGGAUUAACCGUACUGAUCCUGGGCUGGGUUGGACUAUUCUCCCUCCCCCGUCUCUACAGGGAUAACCAGAAGCAGAUUGAUGAUGCAAUCCUACCAUUGAAAUCUAAACUUGAAGAACUCCAGGUUAAGGUAAUGUCCUCCCUCCCUGCCUCUGUAACUGGAAAGAAGGAAGAAUAAACAAAGAAGAUAAAGGAAGAAGAGAAGAAAGAUGAAGAAGAGUUAAAAUAGAAUAAAUACCAUCCCUAAAUAUUCAUUUAUAGAGCUCGCGUCUAGCUUAGCUCGGGCGCAUAUAUAUCAAUAAAAGUUUAAAAAUUAUAA
This is a messenger RNA of Eurytemora carolleeae, 843 nucleotides long. Its product is annotated as reticulon-1-A. The record is from RefSeq and is a predicted model, not a curated record. The coding region runs from base 109 to 702 and encodes 197 amino acids. Lineage: Eukaryota; Metazoa; Arthropoda; Copepoda; Calanoida; Temoridae. The transcript is spliced from 7 exons.